Molecule: messenger RNA, 3037 nt
Organism: Ziziphus jujuba (common jujube)
Lineage: Eukaryota; Viridiplantae; Streptophyta; Magnoliopsida; Rosales; Rhamnaceae
Product: U-box domain-containing protein 43
Exons: 4
Coding region: 338-2830 (830 amino acids)
Molecular function (GO): protein binding
Source: RefSeq, a predicted model, not a curated record
AAAAAAAAUUAAAAAAAAAAUGAAAAAUGGAAAAGAGUGAAAAAUGGGAGAGAGUUUGACUGCGUCUUUCAGUAUUGACAUCAUUCAUAUUUCACUGGAAGAUGAAGAGGAAGAUGCAGAUAUUAUUAUUGAAUAUUUAUUAUUAUGAUGAUAAAUAAGCCGGGUCAAAGCAGACUGAGCAUGACACUGACCCUUUUGGAUGCCUUUUCUCCAUAACCCUCCAAAAUACAAAAUUCCAAGUCUUCAACCUUACUUUCCUUCCGGUUUAUGUUUCUUGUUUAAGGCGGAGAAGAAGAAGCAGCAGCAGAAUUGCAAGGCUAAGACGUGAGUGAAAAACAUGAUUAAUAGAAGCUCUGAUGAACUUCUGUCGGAUCUUAUUGAAUCAACCCGUGAAGUUACUUCUUUGGCUCAAAGUUCAAAGAUUGAAACAGAAAUGUUCAAUGAAUUUUCUCUUUUGGUUGAAAAUUUUGUACCAAUUUUCAAUGAUCUAAGAGAAAAUAUCAAGUUUAUGCAUCAUCCACCAAUACAAAAAGCUGUAGAGUCACUUGAGAAAGACUUUAGGCGUGCCAAAGCUAUGAUCGUAAACCCCAGUUCAAGAACAUUGGUUAAACAAAUAGAGGACACAGUUCAAGAUCUUGGGAGGUCAUUAGGCCUUGUGCUCUUUGCUAGUCUUGAAUUAUCUGCAGAGUUUAAGGACAAGGUUGGGGUAUUGUACAAAGAUUUGAUGAAUGCCCGAUUUGAUCGGAGUUCAGCUCCAAGUCCUAGUUACCAUUCUGAAUUUCUUAGUGAGAUAGAAGUGGAAGAUGAAAUAGAGAGGGAAAUAAUUACUCUUUCUGAUGAUGAUGUUGUUUUGCAAGUAAGACAUGGGAAUGAUGAAGAACUUUAUUUGGCGCUUUUGGCAUUGAAGGAGUUGACUGAAGGGAAGAAGGUUGAAAAUGAUUGGAUUGUUAAUGAGGGAGUCAUACCUAUUCUGUCUAGCCGCUUGAGUUCUAGUAAGCCGGAGAAUCGGUUGAUCAUAAUUCGGUUACUGAGAAGCCUUGCUUUGGAUAAUUCUGAAAACAAGGUAAACAAUUUGCAGAAGAAGAUGGCAGAAGUGGGAAUUUUGACGACGUUGGUGAAAUCUUUGAUACGAGAUGAGGAGGAGAGCCGUGAAGCUGUAGGGCUAUUAUUGGAUCUUUCAGAGCUUCCUGCAGUUCAUCGACGGAUUGGCAGAAUUCAAGGGUGUAUUGUUAUGUUGGUUGCUUUGUUAAAUGGGGAUGACUCUGUUGCUUCACGAAAUGCGGGGAAGUUAUUGAAUUCCUUGUCUAGCAACACUCAAAAUGCACUUCAUAUGGCAGAAGCUGGCUAUUUUAUGCCACUAGUGCAAUACCUAAAAGAAGGUUCAGACAUGAGUAAGAUUCUCAUGGCAACAGCACUUUCAAGGAUGGAGCUUACAGAUCAAAGUAGAGCUUCCCUUGGAAAAGACGGUGCAAUAGAACCCCUUGUCAGGAUGUUUAAUACUGGAAAGCUUGAAGCCAAGUUAUCUGCUCUAAAUGCAUUGCAGAAUUUGUCAAGUUUGGCAGAAAACGUUCAACGUCUGAUAAGUUCAGGCAUUUUAGCAUCUAUCCUUCAGCUUCUCUUCUCCGUGACCUCUGUUCUUAUGACUCUUCGAGAGCCUGCAUCAGCAAUUCUCACAAGGAUUGCCGAGUCAGAAUCUAUUCUUAUUAAUCAAGAUGUUGCUCAGCAGAUGUUUUCACUCUUAAAUCUUUCGAGUCCGGUAAUUCAGAGUCAUCUAUUGCAAGCACUCAAUAGCAUUGCUUCCCACGCUAAUGCAUCCAAAGUUAGAAGGAAAAUGAAGGAAAAUGGUGCAAUGCAGCUUCUCUUGCCCUUCCUGAUGGAAACUAACAUCAAAAUCAGGAGCAAUGCCUUGAAUUUGCUUUACACUCUCUCUAAAGAUUCACCAAAAGACUUGACAGAACAUCUAGGAGAAACUCAUAUCAAUAUUAUCAUAGAUAUUAUCCAAUCUUCGGCAUCUGAGAGUGAAAAAGCUACGGCAGUUGGUAUACUAGGAAAUUUCCCCAUUAGUGAUAAGAAAGCCACUGAAAUUCUUAAGAGGGCAAACUUUCUAUCCCUUAUUGUCUCCAUAUUGACUUCAAGCUCUUCAACUUCAAAACCUAAAACAGGGUUAUUGGCAGAAAGCAUUGCAGGCGUAUUAAUUCGAUUUACAAAUCCUUUGGAUAAGAAACUACAGCUGUAUUCAGCAGAGCAAGGCGUGAUUCCUUUGCUCGUGAAGUUGCUCUCAAGUGAGUCACCAGUUGCUAAAUGCAGAGCAGCAACCUCACUUGCUCAAUUAUCACAAAACUCACUAAAUCUAAGAAAGGCUAGGACCUCAAGGUGGUUGUGUGUUCCUUCUACAGAAGCAUUUUGUGACGUUCAUGAUGGUUACUGCUUUGUGAAGAGUACAUUUUGCUUGGUCAAGGCGGGUGCUAUACCUCCGAUGAUUCAAAUAUUGGAAGGCAAAGAUAGGGAAGUAGAUGAAGCUGUACUCAGCGCCCUGACGACUCUCUUGCUAGAUGAAAUUUGGGAAAGUGGAUGCAAUUUCAUAGUCAAAUUGUCAGGAGUUCAAGCCAUUGUUAAAGUCCUAGAAUCAGGUAAUUUAAAAGCUCAAGAGAAAGCUUUAUGGAUACUUGAGAGGAUAUUCAGAAUUGAAGAACACAGAGUAAAAUAUGGUGAAUCUGCUCAGGUGGUGCUUAUUGAUCUUGCUCAGCAUGGUGAUUCCACAUUGAAACCAACAAUUGCAAAAUUAUUAGCACAGCUUGAGCUCUUGCAGUUUCAAUCUAGUUAUUUUUAAGAAAAGUCAUGCUUCUGAUUUUUUUUAUCCAUACAUCCAUAUUCAUUCAACAUCUUUUCUUGUGCGUAUUCAGUUUUUAUACAAUAUAUUUGACCACUUCUUGGAUCAGCCAUAGGUAUCUGUGUGAUGUAAAUGGAGAAAAAAUGAUUGAAUAUGAACUUUGGAAUUUUCUCUCAUAUAAUACAAGAAUGACAAGUUCUGCUGUGU